Funneliformis geosporum is the source of this 495-nucleotide messenger RNA. Lineage: Eukaryota; Fungi; Glomeromycota; Glomeromycetes; Glomerales; Glomeraceae. The record is from the annotation of a GenBank genome assembly.
AUGAUUAAACAUCCCACACAUCGAAUUCCAGGACCACAAUCAACUCCUGUACUAACGACAAGUGGUGAUGGUGAUCCUUUAGGAACCUCACGUAGCACUGAAUUUUCAAUUCUUGUAUCACAAGAAAGAGAACUACCCUCUAAUCAUCGUGAUAUAUCAAAAGUUAGAAAAGUCAAAACAAAUUGUUGCAGUACCGACACUUGGUUAGAUGAUGAUAAUGAUCCUACAAGUUGUUUUUGGUGUGCCUUUGUUUUAAUUUUUGUCUUAAUUGUUGCAACUAUUGGAUAUUUUGUACUUUAUGCGGAUAUAAAACAUCAAGUCGAUAUUCAAUAUUUUGAAGUAAAACCUUGCCCUCCUUCCAUUUUCCUAACCUGUCCACAAGAGGGAUCAUUGUGUUUACCUUGUUCACAAGGAGAGAGAUUAUGUAUGUAUCAUUUUGAAGAAUGUCUAAGGUAUUACUGUGUUUCACAGAAUUUGACUUGUGGAUUGAAAUGA